Leptopilina boulardi is the source of this 1326-nucleotide messenger RNA. RefSeq names its product sugar transporter SWEET1. The transcript is spliced from 6 exons. Gene Ontology annotation, molecular function: sugar transmembrane transporter activity. The record is from RefSeq and is a predicted model, not a curated record. Gene Ontology annotation, biological process: carbohydrate transport. Gene Ontology annotation, cellular component: membrane. The coding region runs from base 143 to 811 and encodes 222 amino acids. Lineage: Eukaryota; Metazoa; Arthropoda; Insecta; Hymenoptera; Figitidae.
CACAAUCGCUGACAGUUUCUCGUUUGACCUGUCGGCGCAUACUUGUGUGCCGUUGGCUGUAACUAGAUUUCUUGAAUGAAAAGUAACUUAUGAAAAUAAUUUAAAAUACUUAAUAAAUUUAAUACAAAUUAUUGAAAAAAAAAUGGCUUUAGAAGAUUAUAAAGAUAUUGUGGGAACGAGUGCCGCAAUUUCCACAGUGGGACAAAUGUUAGCUGGAGUAUUAAUAUGUAAGGAUAUAUAUAAAAGAAAAUCAUCUCAAAAUAUUGAUCCAAUGCCUUUUAUUGGCGGUAUGGGAAUGAGUGUUUUGGUACUUCAAUAUGCAUUAAUUCUCAAAGAUUUUGCGAUGAUAAACGUGAAUGUUGUGGGAUUUAUAUUAAAUGUUCUCUACACUAGUUUUUAUUAUUCUUACUGUCCGACAAAAUCAAAAUUGUUAUCAACUUUAGCAAAAACAGCUGCGCUUGUUGCAAUAUUUAUUGGCUAUGCACAAAUGGAAGAUGAAUCUAAAAUUGAAUUUCGAUUUGGAAUUAUUGUAACAAUAGUAAUGUUUCUUUUACUUGCCUCGCCACUUAUUCAUUUGGGAGAAAUUUUCAAGACUAAAAGUACGGAAAUGCUUUCAUUUCCCAUUAUAUUCAUGGCGACAAUUGUCACAUUCCAAUGGCUUUUAUAUGGUCUUAUCAUUGAUAACAGUUUCAUAGUUUUCCAGAAUGCAGUUGGAUUCACACUUUCUGCAUCUGAAUUACUUUUGUUCGUAAUCUUUCCCUCGACGCCUGCUAAAAUCGCUUCCUCAAAGGAUAUUAAAAAGGAUAAUUAAUUUUAUGAUAAAUUAAAUUUUUUUUAAAAUUAAUUAAAAAAGAAUUUAAAUCAAUUUCUUCCAUUUGUUCUAGUAAUUGAAAAAUUAAUCAUAAUUCAUAAAUUUUAACAAAAUACCUCUCAAUUUUAAAUAUUGUUAAAGAAGAAAUGUUUAAAUCGAAUUUUAUUAGUAAUUAAAAAAAAUAAUAAAGUCUAUUUUAAUACCUCGAUUUUCAAUUUCUAAAAGAAUUUUGAAAUUGACUUAGAUUAAGUAGACAAAUAAUAAUGUACAAAAAAUAUAUUAAAAAAAAGUGUCCUUUAUUUUUAUAUAAAAUAUGUAUUGUAAUUAUUCACUAUGUAAAUUAAUAUUUUAAGUUUAUGUAUUUCAUCCAUUGAAGGACAAAUAAUUAUUGGAAUUGACUAUUGUUAUUUGUUACGCAUAACGAUAGUGUUAAAAAUAAUUAAAAUUACGUAAUUACUUUUAGAGAAAAUGUUGCAUUUCAUCUCAAAAAUAUUUUUUAUGUAUAAGUGAUUUAA